UCGACAACGUCCAACAACACAAUUCCCUCCCACGACCCAUCGACUAGACAAGAUGCCGCGCAAAGCCAAGAAAGAUAUUGAUCUCGAGGACAUGAUGGAUGAUGAGCCGCCUAAGAUUGAGCCUUACACCGUCCUGGGCAUCGAGAAGACCGCGACGCCUGACAACAUCAAGUCUGCGUAUCGCAAGGCUGCAUUGAAGCAUCAUCCAGACAAGGCUUCCGAAGACAAGAAAGAAGAAGCCCACGCCAAAUUCCAAGAAAUCGCCUUCGCAUACGCCGUCCUCUCAGACCCCAUCCGCAGAAAACGCUACGAUGUCACCGGCUCAACUUCCGAGUCAAUCGAUAUCGACGACGACUUCAGCUGGGCCGAGUUCUACUCCGAGCAAUUCAGAGAUAUCAUCACACCUGACGCCAUCGACGCCUUCGCCAAACAGUACAAGAAAUCUGAUGAAGAGAAAGACGAUGUGCUCGCGGCGUACGAGAAGUUCAAGGGCAAGUGGGCUGGGAUCUAUGAGACGGUUAUGCUGAGCAACUGUUUGGAGGAUGAGGAGAGGUUUAGGGAGUACAUUGACGAGGCGAUUAAGAGGGGAGAUGUAAAGCCUUUUAGGGCGUAUAUGAGUGAGAGUGAGAGCGCGAAGGAGGCGAGGAUGAAGGCUGCGAGGGACGAGGGCACGGAGGCUGAGGAGUAUGCGAAGGAGUUGGGGGUGCAUGAUAAGUUGUAUGCGAGGAAGGGCAAGCCGAAGGGAGAGGAUGAGCUGAUGGCAUUGAUUCAGAAGAAGAAUGCCUCGCAAGGAGCCUCAUUUCUGGAUAAGCUGGAGGCCAAGUAUGCUGGCAAUGCGAGUUCUAGUGCGAGGAGGCAGAAUAAGAGGGGAACGAAGAGGGGAAGCGAGGAAAUGGAUGAUGGUGAGCCUUCUGAAGAAGCGUUCCAGGCUGCGGCGAAGAGACUGAAGGAGGGAAAUCAAUAUGGAGGAAGGAAGAAGAGUGAUGGGAAGAAGACCAAGAGAAAAAAGGCUUGAGUGCCGCAAUAUCAGUUCUCAUAGUCAUGCAUUGCGGGGCGUAUCAUGGAAGGGUUUCCGGCAGGAGGGAUAUGAGCACGGCGUCUACAUAGUAUGGAACAAUAACGAAUCAAUUUUCCCA
Molecule: messenger RNA, 1136 nt
Organism: Mollisia scopiformis
Lineage: Eukaryota; Fungi; Ascomycota; Leotiomycetes; Helotiales; Mollisiaceae
Product: DnaJ domain-containing protein
Exons: 2
Coding region: 53-1015 (320 amino acids)
Cellular component (GO): nucleus; cytoplasm
Molecular function (GO): heat shock protein binding
Source: RefSeq, a predicted model, not a curated record